ACAUGUGGGAAGAGCCUUUCCUCAUCUAGUAACCUCAAGAAGCACAUGAUGAUCCACACUGGAGAGAAGCCCUACAGCUGUGACCUCUGUGGUAAAACCUUUAGCCAGGCUGGCCAUUUCAGAGCUCAUAGCAGGAUCCACACUGGAGAGAAGCCUUACAGCUGUGACCUCUGUGGUAAAACCUUUCGCUACGCUCACCAUUUCAAAUAUCAUAGCAGAAUCCACACUGGAGAGAAACCCUACAGCUGUGACCUCUGUGGUAAAACCUUUAGCCAUGCUAGCAAUUUCACAGUUCACCGCAGGAUCCACACUGGAGAAAAGCCCUACAGCUGUGAGCUGUGUGGUAAAACCUUUAAAUUUACUGGGGCAUUGACAGUUCACAGCAGAAUCCACACUGGAGAGAAGCCCUACAGCUGUGACCUCUGUGGUAAAACCUUUAGUCGUGCUGGCAAUCUCAGAUCUCAUAGCAGGAUCCACACUGGAGAGAAGCCCUACAGCUGUGACGUCUGUGAUAAAACCUUCAACUCUGCUAGCCAAGUCACAGUUCACAGCAGGAUCCACACUGGAGAGAAGCCUUACAACUGUGACCUCUGUGGUAAAACCUUCAGCCAGGCUGGCAAUUUCACAUAUCACCGGAGGAUCCACACUGGAGAAAAGCCCUACAGCUGUGAGCUGUGUGGUAAAACCUUUAGCCAUGCUAGCAGUUUCAAAGUUCACCGCAGGAUCCACACUGGAGAGAAGCCUUACAGCUGUGACCUCUGUGGUAAAACCUUUCGCUACGCUCACCAUUUUAAAUAUCAUAGCAGAAUCCACACUGGAGAGAAGCCCUACAGCCGUGACCUCUGUGGUAAAACCUUUAAACAAACUGGGCAACUGACAGUUCACCGCAGGAUCCACACUGGAGAGAAGCCCUACAGCUGUGACCUCUGUGACUAUUCAGGUAAAACAAAUAGCCAGCUGAAGAGACACCUGCGUACAUGUGGGAAGAGCCUUUCCUCAUCUAGUAACCUCAAGAAGCACAUGAUGAUCCACACUGGAGAGAAGCCCUACAGCUGUGACCUCUGUGGUAAAACCUUUAGCCAGGCUGGCAAUUUCAGAGCUCAUAGCAGGAUCCACACUGGAGAGAAGCCUUACAGCUGUGACCUCUGUGGUAAAACCUUUCGCUACGCUCACCAUUUCAAAUAUCAUAGCAGAAUCCACACUGGAGAGAAGCCCUACAGCUGUGACCUCUGUGGUAAUACCUUUAGUCGUGCUGGCAAUCUCAGAUCUCAUAGCAGGAUCCACACUGGAGAGAAGCCUUACAGCUGUGACCUCUGUGGUAAAACCUUUCGCUACGCUCACCAUUUCAAAUAUCAUAGCAGAAUCCACACUGGAGAGAAGCCCUACAGCUGUGACCUCUGUGGUAAUACCUUUAGUCGUGCUGGCAAUCUCAGAUCUCAUAGCAGGAUCCACACUGGAGAGAAGCCUUACAGCUGUGACCUCUGUGGUAAAACCUUUCGCUACGCUCACCAUUUCAAAUAUCAUAGCAGAAUCCACACUGGAGAGAAGCCCUACAGCUGUGACCUCUGUGGUAAAACCUUUAGCCAUGCUCCCAGUUAUACAAAUCACCGCAGGAUCCACACUGGAGAGAAGCCCUACAGCUGUGACUUCUGUGGUAAAACCUUUCGCCAGUCUAGCAGUUACACAUAUCACCGCAGGAUCCACACUGGAGAGAAGCCCUACAGCUGUGACCUCUGUGGUAAAACCUUUCGCCAGGCUGGUAAUGUCCCAGUUCACAGCAAAGUCCACACUGGAGAGAAGCCCUACUACUGUGACCUCUGUGACUAUUCAGGUAAAACAAGUAGUCAUCUGAAGAGACACCUGCGUGUCCACAUAAAAAAAAAACCAAACUGGAAGAACUACUGA
Hypomesus transpacificus is the source of this 1905-nucleotide messenger RNA. Its product is annotated as zinc finger protein 62 homolog. Lineage: Eukaryota; Metazoa; Chordata; Actinopteri; Osmeriformes; Osmeridae. Gene Ontology annotation, biological process: regulation of transcription by RNA polymerase II. Gene Ontology annotation, molecular function: DNA-binding transcription factor activity; RNA polymerase II cis-regulatory region sequence-specific DNA binding. The record is from RefSeq and is a predicted model, not a curated record. The transcript has 3 exons. The annotation marks the transcript as partial.